Messenger RNA from Betta splendens (Siamese fighting fish), 7015 nucleotides. It is a transcript of the gene gabbr2, whose product is annotated as gamma-aminobutyric acid (GABA) B receptor, 2. The coding region runs from base 751 to 3564 and encodes 937 amino acids. Gene Ontology annotation, biological process: gamma-aminobutyric acid signaling pathway; G protein-coupled receptor signaling pathway. NCBI's taxonomy places the organism in Eukaryota, Metazoa, Chordata, Actinopteri, Anabantiformes, Osphronemidae. Gene Ontology annotation, cellular component: G protein-coupled receptor heterodimeric complex; membrane. The record is from RefSeq and is a predicted model, not a curated record. Gene Ontology annotation, molecular function: G protein-coupled GABA receptor activity. The transcript is spliced from 19 exons.
UCCCUCUUGCGCGCGCGGCGAGGAGCAGCAGCAGCGGCGGCGGCGGCGACGGCUUCUGCGCUCCUCUGACGCACCAUCGGAGAUGAACAUCCCAUUCCCACAGGCUGUCAAGGCAGACUCUCUCGACGUCUCCCCCUCGGACCCUUUUCAAUCAAGUUCUCAACGUCGGCUGAAUUCCUUCCUGAUUUGCUUUGCGUAGCGCUUCGCCGCGUGGUAAUUCGCCAGCUUCAGCGCAGCGUUUGGCAGGAAUGCCCACAGUUGCCAUCCCUUGGCUGGGAAUUUACUUCGGAGGUGAUUUUGUAUCCGCAGCGACAGUCAACGAGUGAUUUGAUUUAUGUUUACACUUCCCGGGGUCCUCGUCAUGAUUCCGGGCAUUUUUGAGGGCAUUCUCGUGCCUCCAAAAUAAGUGUUUUUCGCAUUAAUGAGAAACGGGGAAUUGCAUCGGGGGCUGUUUUGGCAGGAAAUCGUUUGGAUGACGGACAUCGAGAGGCGAUAGCUUUCAUUGUGCAGCACACAUUUUGCGCCCUUGGAAUAUUCUUAGACAGACAUUGCGAGACAGUAUAUUCCAGUCUCAGUUCGCAGUCACAGCCACAGGACGAGUUUGCCCACUGCAGGGGCUGCUGCGGCUGUCGCGUCUGCGCUGCUCUCCAAUACGCGUUUCUGGACGGGCGUCCCGGACGAGCCCGAAUUUGCGAUGCCCCAACAGUGAGGGGCACGGCGGGAUCUCAUCUGGUCACCCUGCACCGUAGCAUGGCUCCAGCCCGGAGGGACUGCAGCGGCUGGGAGAUGCUGCUCCCGACGGGAUGCCUGCUCCUCUGUGUUCUGCUGUCCCCCCCCGCGCUGGCGAAGGUGUGCAACGACCGCACCAAACACGGACAGGACAACAGCUGGUUCGCCAGGGACGGGGAGAACCUGCCCAUCAUGGUGCUUAUGCCCAUGAACGAGUCGGCCCUGAUGAGCAGCAUCAGCCAGGGAAUCGAGCCGGCAGUCCAACUGGCCAUCCAGCAUAUAAGGGAGUCCAGGAAGUACUCGUUCUCGCUCAUCACCAAAAUCUAUGACACCGAGUGUGACAACGCCAAGGGGCUGAGGGCCUUCUUUGAUGCCAUAUGCUACGGCCCCAAACACCUGAUGAUCUUCGGUGGCGUCUGCCCGUCUGUGACCUCCAUCAUUGCGGAGUCCCUGGAGGGCUGGAAUCUGGUGCAGCUGUCCUUUGCAGCUACGACACCUGUUCUGGCAGACAAGAAAAAAUACCCCAACUUCUUCCGCACUGUCCCGUCAGACAACGCUGUGAACCCUGCUGUGGUCAAGUUCCUCAACUACUACAACUGGAGCCGCGUGGGGACGCUGACACAGGAUGUCCAGAGGUUCUCAGAGGUGAGGAAUGACCUGACUAACGAGCUGGAGAAAGCAGAUAUACAGAUUGCAGAUACGGAGAGUUUUUCAAACGACCCCUGCGUGAAUGUCAAGAAGCUCAAGGACAACGAUGUGAGAAUCAUCAUAGGCCAGUUUGAUGAAAACCUGGCGUCCAAAGUUUUCUGCUGCGCGUACAACCUGAACAUGUUUGGCAGUAAAUAUCAGUGGAUUAUCCCUGGCUGGUACCAGGGCAACUGGUGGGAGCAGGCCAACACCACCAACUGCACCACCAAGAAGCUGCUCACGGCCAUGGAGGGAUAUAUCAGUGUGGAUUUUGAGCCACUCAGUGCUCGGCAGAUUAAGGGCAUCUCAGGCAGGACCCCGAAGGAGUACGAGAGGGAGUACAGCCGCGUGCUACAGCAGAAAGGAGUAGAGGCCAGCAAGUUUCACGGCUUUGCCUACGACGGGAUCUGGGUUAUCGCUAAAACCCUCACUCGAGUGAUGGAGCUGCUCCGGGUAAAACAAAGGCAAAACCCCUACCACAACUUCACCGUGGACGAUCGGGAAGUGGGGAAGAUGGUGCUGGAUGUGAUGAACGAGACCAACUUCAACGGUGUCACGGGACAAGUUAUGUUUCGGAACGGAGAGAGAAUGGGCACGAUCAAAUUUAACCAGUUUCAUGAGGGCCAGGAAGUCAAGGUUGGAGAGUACAAUGCGAUUGCUGAUGUGCUGGACCUGAUCAACAACUCCAUAAGGUUCCAAGGUGUGGAGCCUCCCAAGGAUCGUACAUUUGUCCGUCUGCAGCGCAGGCACAUCAACGUGCCCCUCUACAGCAUCCUGUCCACCAUCACCAUACUGGGCAUGCUCAUGGCCGGGGCCUUCCUGUUCUUUAACAUCAAGAACCGCAACCACAGACUAAUCAAGAUGUCCAGUCCCUACAUGAACAACCUGAUCAUCCUGGGGGGCAUGCUCUCCUAUGCCUCCAUCUUCCUGUUCGGGCUUGAUGGAGGUUUUGUCUCCGACAAAGAGUUUGAGACCCUUUGCACUGUCCGGACGUGGAUUCUAAUUGUUGGAUACACAACAGCUUUCGGGGCGAUGUUUGCCAAGACCUGGAGGGUGCACGCCAUCUUCAAAAAUGUGAAAAUGAAGAAGAAGAUCAUCAAGGACCAGAAGUUGCUGAUUAUCGUUGGUGGGAUGCUGCUAAUCGACCUAUGCAUCCUGAUUUGCUGGCAGAUCGUGGACCCGCUGAAGAGAACCGUGGAGGAAUACAGCUUGGAGGCGGACCCCCAAGGCAGAGACAUUGCCAUCCGGCCCUUCUUGGAGCACUGUGAGAACACCCACAUGACCAUUUGGCUGGGCAUCGUCUAUGCCUACAAGGGGCUGCUAAUGUUGUUCGGCUGCUUCCUGGCCUGGGAGACGAGGAACGUCAGCAUCCCUGCUCUCAAUGACAGCAAAUACAUUGGGAUGGCUGUGUACAAUGUGGGCAUCAUGUGCAUCAUUGGCGCCGCCGUGUCGUUCCUGACGAGAGAUCAACCCAACGUCCAGUUCUGCAUCGUAGCCCUGGUGAUCAUCUUCUGCAGCACCAUCACUCUCUGCCUGGUCUUCGUUCCCAAGCUGAUCACCAUGAGAACCAACCCGGAUGCAGCCACGCAGAACCGCCGGUUGAAGUUCACCCAGAACCAGAAGAAGGAAGACUCCAAAACCUCCACCUCGGUCACCAGUGUCAACCAGGCUAAUACGUCGCGGCUGGACGGGCUUCAAACUGAUAACCACCGCCUCCGCAUGAGGAUAACAGAGCUUGACAAGGAGCUUGAAGAGGUGACCAUGCAGCUGCAGGACACCCCAGAGAAGACGCCUUACAUCAAGCAGAACCACUACCCAGACGCCAACAACAUCCUCAGCAUACGCAACUUCACAGAUGGCAAAGAUGGAGAGAAGUCGAUACUAAAGAACCACCUGGAGCAGAAGCCUCAGGCACAGUGGGGCUCCAUGGAUCCCUCCAGAAUAAACAGAGGUCCCCUGGAGGAUAUCAACUCGCCCGAACACAUACAACGUCGACUGUCCCUGCAGCUCCCCAUCCUGCACCACGCCUACCUACCUUCCAUAGGAGGGGUGGACGCCAGCUGCACCAGCCCCAACGGCAGCCCAGGUUCCAGCCCACGGCACAGACACAUGCCCCCCUCCUACCGGGUGAUGGUCUCUGGCCUGUGAGCUCUGUCCGCUCCCCCGCCUGGCUCUUUGCAGAGGAGACAUAUAUGGUUCUUUUUUUCUACAACAAAUAGACUGAUAUCAUCAGCGUAUGUGCGUAUUUUGUCUCGGAACAAGGAGGACAGGGGGAGAGGAGAGGGAGGGGGGCCGAGGUCCGCUCGUUGUACCUCUCCUCCCCGACCUCUCGGGAGAACUGGGACCCUCAGUCGGGAAAGGGGUGCGAGGAGUGUGAGUGGGCUCUGGAUGACUAUCAAACCCCCACAAUUCACAGCGACGUUCAUCUGCUCCUCCUGCUUAUACAGGCAUAUACACAUAUGCACAGACGACCCACACACACACACACACACACACACACACACACACACACACACACACACACACACACACACACACACACGCGCCCCAGCAGCAGAGCGACGGUGGACCGGCCCAGAUCUGACCUGUAGCCUUAUCUGCUUCAGAGGGGGUCGUCCGUUUAUGUUACGUACUCGUCGUAUGUAUGUGCUCGCGGCUACGUUUGAGCUUCUCAUCCAACUUGAGUAUUUCACAGCUUCAGUCACUGGAAACCAGUGUGAAAACGAACAAAAAUCAUCCCAUCCCCUACCCCCCCCCCAACCUUGUGGAGACGUGUAAAUAGAAUAAUUCCUGACUUUGAUGUACUGUAAGCUUUGUAUUUGCUGUGAAUGGACAGUCAACCUGUGGAGCUCGUGUCAGAGGCAGGCAGACACGGACAUUUCUGAUGAAAGCGGCAAAAACACAGCGCCCUGCAGAGAACCAGACACGUGUGUGAAUGAGAUACGGAGGGUCUGGCUCUGUGCAACUGCUGGUGCAUUAGCCCACGAGCGGCAGCAUACGAUGCAUCAAAGCUACAUGAAGCGGCAGCAGGGGCCGGAACCGGAGCAAGACGCACACGACGCCCGCUCCCUCCCACUUUUGCUAAAUUUGCACCACUGGUUCCACAUCCGGCUGCGUGAGCCUUUCAUACCUAACCUGCUUAAUAUGCCCUCAGAAAGCAUGCUCUACCGGAUCCUGAUGCUACGUUAGGAAAUAUUGACACAAGACACCACAGGAGUGCUGCACACUUGUCUUUUUCAAGCAGACACUCACAUGUACACUUAUGAUGCAAGAGAGCACCUUAUGAAAUCAGGUGCUUCACACACUCGGCGUUAGUGACAGGCCCGGUCAUUCCGAUCCCCGCGGAGUCAUCUCACUCGACUGUUAAGACGUCCACUUGAUCCCAUCCUGGAAACUGAGGAGCACGGCCGAGGGCCGCGAAGCCACAUCUUUGGAGAGAAGGAAGGAAGCCGGACGCGACUGUUGGAGAGGAUGUGGGUCGACGGCGUCCGCGGUGGAGUCGGAUCCGGUGGGUCGGCCUGAACUUCCACGAGCGCCAGCGCCGCAGCUGAACCGGUGAACACCCGCGCGCCAAGGUGACGGCACUGCUGGUCCCGGCGACAGAGCAGAAAGUGCAGACGCAGGGAUUUCUCUCAGUUAAUAUCAAGUGUCGGGAAAAGUGACUUCGCUCUUAGCAACAGUGAACAUCGCUGCGUUGCUAUGGAAAUCGGAUUCAGCGCCGCUGGAAUUGGCUCUAGGAGGCUGCACUGAGGGGGAACGGUCAUCGACACGGUGUCGUCAUGUUUUUGUACAACUGCCCUCAUAGGGGGAAAAAAGCAAACAAUGACUCCACACAAAAGGACUCUUUUCUCAAGUGUACGAAGGUUUGUUCUCAGCAUAUGUUUCACCAUCGGUGUCUUGGUUUCUAGUUUUUACAGCGCUUGUCGAGCGCUGUGCCUGUUGUCUUAUAUUGUAGCCUGCAGGACCCACAGUACAUCGGGUGGUACCGGCACUCACCCAGCAACCUACAACAUCGGCCACAUAUCUGUAAAUUGUGCGUGUCAUAGGUUUAUUUGAAUUCAAUGCCUCAAUGCAUGGGACAGUGUGGGAGAACUUGGAGUGGGUUUCCCCCCUCCCCCUUCCACCCCCCGUCAGCUGCCUCUGGCUAGAAACGCAGUCAAUCAGCCUCCGGGUUUGAAGGUGGAGCGGGAGACGAGCCGGAGAUCCACCUACUGUGGGACAAACGUGCUGAGCGCAGGAGCAGCGGAACCCCCAAGCACAGAGAUCCAGGGAGCCACAGCUUCUCCCGCAGCUGCCAACCAGAGAAUCACAGAGAGACGUUGUCAGAAGGUGGUUCUUCCUUCAGGAGAAGAAAAAUCAACUGCACAUUUUAUAUAUUACAUUAUAUGUGAUUGUGUACAAUUUGCUGAUACCCUGAUGAUGGUGUCCAUGUAUGGAAUAUUUGGUAUUUGGCUUUCUCAAGACGGCAUGAAAUCCAAUGUAUAAUUCACAGAGUUACCUCUGUUCUUGCAAAUGUUGUGACAAAUCCACUCAGUGGUUUUCAUCCUCGCACCCAGAUUUGGUUUGUACAUGUUUUCUAGCAAAACAUUUCGAGUUCCUUUAACCUGUUUGAUCCGCUCACACACGUCAACGCCAAAUGUCUCAGUGGACAGAGUCAACGUCAUCAUGUCGACUGUUCUUCUGGUUUAGCAGUCAUUCACUGAGGGCAAUAAAGUGAAGGAAGUAGCAAACCAUCAAAUGUUUUUUCUGGAAUUCAAGAAAUCUUCAAACCUACUUUUUCCAUCCACAAAUGCCAAAUGCAGAUCAUCAGGUAUUGUCGUGGUUGUUUUUACUUUUCUGUGCCCUGAUUUGGUUUUUGUUUUGUUAUUAUUCAUUUAAACUAUUUCUUUUUAACGUUGAUAAAAAAUUAUUCCAAUGCAAUUGUGGUAGGUCAAGGGCUCAUGAUUUCCUGUAAUAAAUAUGUUCACGCUGAUGGUUUUUGUUUGGACUUUUUACGUUUUCGUUGGACGGUCAAAGCGACAUAUACGUAUAUAAUUAUAUCUUUGUAUGUGUCAUCAUCAGGGUUUCUGGACUAAAUGAAACAUGCGUGUCCAAAAAUAUAACAAUAUGACAUAUAUAUUAAGUGGAACAACACACAACACCAUAUUGUUACUGUUUUGUCAGUUUGAUAUGUGGUAUCACAUGGCGUUAAGUUUAAUUAAGAGUUCAAAUGGUAAACAAAACAUAUGUUUAAUGCAACAUGUUCAAGAGGGGCAAUAACUUGUUUUCUUAUUACAGAAAGAAUAGAGAAUAUAUAUAUAUAUGUAUAUGUAAAGGUCUUUACCUACAUUCUCAUUUUUACAUAGGAAAUAUUUCACAAAUGCGCCGCAAGGAUACUUGGCAGUGAUUUUUUAAUUACAGUAUCUGUAACUAUGUUAUGUACAGAUGAGGUAUAGAUAUGAACAAGUUGUAUAAAAUAAGUAUCACACUUGGAACACCUGAACAUUUUUGGAGCCAUUAGUUGUUAUGGGAGGAUGUUCUUUUGUUCUUUUAUUGUCUGAAUGUUAUGGACAGCCUUUACUUUUCACGUCAUCGUUGAAUAAAGUGAGACUGAAAAUAA